Gossypium arboreum is the source of this 474-nucleotide messenger RNA. RefSeq lists its product as uncharacterized. Lineage: Eukaryota; Viridiplantae; Streptophyta; Magnoliopsida; Malvales; Malvaceae. Gene Ontology annotation, cellular component: ribosome. The transcript has a single exon. Gene Ontology annotation, molecular function: structural constituent of ribosome. Bases 1 to 474 code for a protein of 157 amino acids. The record is from RefSeq and is a predicted model, not a curated record. Gene Ontology annotation, biological process: translation.
AUGGAGCCUUUGCAGGUCCGGACAUUUCAGCAUGAUUUCGUUCCUAAAGAUCCCAAUGCAAAGCCUAAAAGGUUCGAAUACGCUCAAGUUUAUGAUCCGUAUGGCCCAAGGCCUCCACUGUCUGAUAAGGUUAUUGAACUGGCAGAGCGAAUUGCAGCCGUACCACCAGAAGAACGCAGACAAAUCGGUCCAACUCUCACCGAGAGGCUCAGACACCCAAAAAUGCAAGUCAUUGCAGAUGAAGGGAUGGACUUGGGUGGAGCAGGUGCAGGUGCAGGAGCUCCAAAGGCAGAGGAGAAGAAAGAGAAAACAGCAUUCGAUGUGAAGUUGGAAAAGUUCGAUGCAGCUGCAAAAAUCAAGGUAAUUAAGGAAGUGAGGGCAUUUACUAACUUGGGUUUGAAAGAGGCUAAGUCGUUGAGAAGGCACCUGUUAUACUCAAACAAGGGAUCACGAAGGACGAAGCAAAUGAUAUAA